This is a messenger RNA of Paramecium octaurelia, 3423 nucleotides long. The record is from the annotation of a GenBank genome assembly. NCBI's taxonomy places the organism in Eukaryota, Ciliophora, Oligohymenophorea, Peniculida, Parameciidae.
AUGGAAAUUAUUGAUUAAGAGUCUCGCAUCCUAAGUCAACGAAUCCUAAACGAAUUUCAUAUAAAUGAAAUACGAAAUAAUUUCAUUAGCAUUCUAGGAAUCAACAAAACUCAUUUUGGGUAAUACCUCUAAAAACUAUCUAAAGAAUUGCCGAUUUCACCAAUCUUAUUUAUACAUUGGCUGAGAAUAAUCAGGUCUCAAAAUCUACUAUCCAAGAAUGUUUUAACAUCUUCGACGAAAACAAAGACGGCAAACUUGAUUGGAAUGAAUAUUUGAAGUUGUUUGUAGAAUACAUGAAGAAAGUCUAAUGUCUAACAUACUUGAAAUCGUUGUCCUCCUUAGAAGAAUAGAGCUAGUACUUCAUAUAUAUUAAUCGAUAGAUAUCUCCAACAAUUAUAAAUAGCCUUUUUGGCCUCUCCAUUCAAAUAAUUGUUCACCACUUAAAAUUUGCAAUCAGUUGAACAUAUUUUAGCAUCCUAUGAAAAUAGAUCCUCAAAUAAACACAUCAAAAAAUACUAUUUUAUCUGCAGAGAUUCCUUUGAACCUUCUUUAAAUCAAUUCCAUCUAGAUCACAUCAUAUUUUAAGACUUUAAUAUUUUGCCAGCCUAAAUCAUUUAAGUUCUCAAAGGAGUAUUAUUAUAAAGAUUACCCCACGUAAAAAUUAAUAAAAUAGAAUAUGUGAAUAAAUUGAUUGCCUAGAUCAUAAACAAUGGAUAUUGUGAUCAUCUACUCAAAUUGCUCCUGGUUGAUGAUGACAAAGAUCAAGUUCUUACAGACGAAAAAGAUUAAAAUCAAAUUCUAGGAAUGCAAGCACUUACAUUAAUUGCAGCCACCAUUCACAUCUACGAAAUCCAAAUACUCAUCCCUAUCUAGAGUAUCCUACUAGUAGAUACAAUAUUAAAUAUCAUUUCUGAUACCCAAAAUGAUCUCAUCAUUGAAUAAGGUUAUAUCCUACUAGGACAUCUAAUUCUAUAUGAUAAAACCUACCAAUAAAUAUUGUUUACCAAACGACAAGCUCUUCUUGAUGUCUAGCUUAUUGAUGAUGAAAAACUAUUUUACCACAGCUGGUUUAUUGGGUGUCUCUUCUCCAGAUAUGAUAACCAUUAAGCCAGCAAAUUUAUGACUUUAAUGAAUACCCUACCUGAUAAUCUACUUUGGCUCCAAAGUAUCCUCAAUUACUAUCAACAAUAUGGAUUAAUUUAAUCAAUCGAAAAAAACUAAAUCAGAAUAUAAAUCCAGAUUAAUAUGCUCAUUAUCAUUUAACCCUUAUUGGCCACCUAAAUACAUUAAGAUGUUCUUAUUGCACUUAUAUCAUAAUUACAAAAUUAAGCCACAGACAAUAGAUUCAAAAUGUAGAUCUUAAGUACUCUAAAAAAGGUAUUUAAAUUGCCUUACCAAUUGAAUUAUCAAAACUUUACAGCCUAAAACAUCCUCUUAUCAAACAAUCUAUUGAAUAUUUUGAUGUAACUUACAACAGAUCCUAAUUCAUAAUUGAGUUAUAAAGCUAAGAAACUAUUUUUUAAGACUUUGUGCCUUGAGAAUUCUGGAAUACUUCUAAAAUACUUACAAGAAUCUAAUAAUUUGCAAUCAUUCCUAUAUGUUCUUGAAAGUCAAUUUGUAUAAAAUGUCGAUGCCAACUUUUAGAAAUAUUUCAAAUAUAAGAUUCUCACUAUCUUAAGAUUAAUGAGUUAAGAUAGCAACACAUUCUAAAUCAUAUCCACUGAUCAAUGGUUCUUUAAAAUACUCAUCAAAGCACUUAACGAUAACAAUCAAAUCUUUACUGCGAAUAAUUAAAUAAUGAUUAAUUGCCAAUACGAUUAUCUUGUUAUUAAUGAAAUCACUGAAUAUUGUAUUACUUUUAAUCUUCACUUUUAACCAAUGUUCAGAUAAAAACCUCAAUUGUCAUAUCAAACUUUAGAGAUGAUUUAUAAAAUACUUCCAAAUUAAUAAGCUAUCAAUGAAAUCAAAUAAUACUUUGUUAUGCUUCUAGAGAACAUAGACAAGUAUCAACCACUAAUUUUAAAGAAAUAUUUGAAAUCUUUAUACUAGUCUGUUUGUGAGAUCGUAAAUCAACUUACUAGUUUGACAUUAACAUUGAAUGAACUUAUAAAGAAUAAUUAAGUCUUUCACAAUAAUUUCAUAUCUUUCUUAAAAUUCUUGACAAAUGAACUUGCUGUAUUUUAGGAGUACUUAGUAAGCAAAAAGGAAGUCAUAGAUGACACCUUAUUAAUCAUAGGCACAGAAGCCACUUAUGAUGGGUGUGUUGUUACAACAGUGUUUUUAAACACUUAUUAGAACUCCUCAAAAUGCAAGAUAGUGUUGAAACCUUAACUCACCUUAUUAGAAUUUGAAAAGCAUGUAGAGCAAGGCUUAUAAACUACAGGACCUCUUUUGUAUUUAGUGAUCAAUUAGAAUCAUCCUAAUAAAAUACCUUAUGAUGAUUUUUCGAUCAUAGAUGAAUUAUACUUUAGGAAAUUCAAAGAGCUUUCGGAUUAAUUUAUAGAAACCUAAUUCGGAAGCGUCAAGGUAUCUUAGGAGGUUAUAGCUGUUGAGCUCUAUAGAUUAAAGAUGGAAGAUUAUUCUAUGAAAAAGAUUUAUGAGAUCUUGAACAAAGGAUCAUCGUAUAUAUAAUUCAAAUAAAUUCAAGACAACCAGAUGUUGUGGUUUUUGGAGAAUAAUUCUGGUAUGUAUAAAAAUAUAAUUAAAUAGACACCAAAGACAAAGGCUAGUAAUUAUAGUAAAUAUUUCAAUUAACUAAAUUGCCUUACACUUAUAUUGAGAAUCUAUUCAAUGUAAAUUCAUCAUACUAUCAUUAUUAGUCCAUUAAUCAAUUUUUCGAUAAGAAUAAUAUUCAACAAUAAUAUCGACAAAUACUUCAAGAUGAUUUUAAGGAUUACUUAAAAGAUAUGAAGAUCCCACACUUGUUAGGUGUUAAAAUAGCCACCUUUUUAUCAAGGAAUGGACUUAAAAAUCCAGUUGACUUUCAGGAUUUUAUUUGUUUUGUUUCUUUAUUUUAUUAAUAGAGGUAAUUUUAUUGGUUUAUUAGAAUUACAGUUUUAGCGAAACCAUAAUAAUGAAGUUCACAUAUCUGUUGUAUGCUAACAAAGAUGGAAAAUUUGGUAAGGAUUAAUUGUGUGAAUAUUUGCAAACAAUUUUUGUAAUUAGUAUAAUAAACUUUAGGAUAUUUAAAAUUAACUUAUUAAUGAAUAAUAAAUUAAUGAAUGGGGAUCAAAUUUAUUUUUGAAAAUUGAUUAAAACCAAGAUGGUUAUAUUUCAUUUUAUGAAUACCAUGCUCUGUUGAAAGAGGAGUAAUAUAGAGCUAAACUAUUGGAUCCCAUUUGUGCACUAUUUACAAAUUUGCCAUUUCAAAAUACAUCUAAUCGCUUCAUUUUUGGAACACCAAUAAAAUUAUUUAGAAGUUGA